Lucilia sericata (common green bottle fly) is the source of this 7942-nucleotide messenger RNA. RefSeq names its product protein sickie-like. Gene Ontology annotation, biological process: nervous system development; neurogenesis. The record is from RefSeq and is a predicted model, not a curated record. Gene Ontology annotation, molecular function: ATP hydrolysis activity; ATP binding. NCBI's taxonomy places the organism in Eukaryota, Metazoa, Arthropoda, Insecta, Diptera, Calliphoridae.
UUAUGGAAGUUGUAGAGCCGGCUAAACAUUUAGUUGUCGUGUGGCCUUUGAAAGCGUUGCAUGUUUUUUUUUCGAGAGAGAGGAUUAUAAUAAUGAAGAAAAGUGAAAUGAAAUAAACAAAAAGAAAAAAAACGGCGGGGAAGCGAAAUUAUAAAAUUUUUACAAAAAAUUGUGAAAAAAAAUAAAUUAAUAAAAAUAUUUUUAAUAAAAAAACAAAAAAUUAAAAAGAAAUUGGUUGAAGAAAAUAUCGUAAAUUGAAGGUUUCUAAUGGAAAACAGUUGCAUAAAUAUACAGUUACUGAUUACUAAAGAAAUCUUUCAAAUGUGAAUAUUAAUGAUAUGGUUACUUACCUAAAGGAAAUCAUUGAAAAAAACAAGUGGUUACUUUGAUGACCAAAUCUGUGAAUUAAAAAACAAAAAAAGAAAAUUUUAUAUAAAAAAUCAAAUAAAAAUUUUUAUCUAAAUAACGAGUUUACAACAAAUAAAUUUUAAUAAAAUUUUUUACAUAAAGUAACCACUAACCAAGGAAUAUUUACAAGUGGUUACUUAAAAAUACAAAUUUAAACAAAAUUAUUUAUAUUGAGAAAUAAACUAAAACCUAAUAGUUUAUUAACAAGGUUUCAAACAAAUUAACGGUGCUACCAGAAAGUAUGCUUUAAAAAAUAUAUCAAAAAAAUGUUUUAAAUAAACAACGUUAAGUUUAAAAUUAACAGAAAUUAUGAUUUGAGUUAAAAAUAAAAACAUAAAACAAACUUUGAAUCAAAAAUGGGCAACUCGUCCUCAUCGCAUGGCAGCAAAAGCAGUCGAAAAUGUCGCAGUCUACCCAAUUCACCAGAUGUACGAAGACAAAUACCACAAGCUUACACCAAAGCCAAUGGCACUGCCAUACCAUUACCCGCCACGGUUAUGGUACAAAGACGUUGUCCCCCGGAUAAAGUGAGACCUCUACCGCCCACACCAAAUCAUACACCCUCCAUACCUGGUUUAGGCAAAAGUGGCAGCGAGUUCAAUAGCAGCCGUCCCAAUAGUCCACCCUCCAGUAAUCACAGUGUACAAAGUUUAAAAAGUGGCAAUAAUAAUGGACUACGACCACCUAGUAUUAAGUCGGGUAUACCGGCACCUGGAACCACCAUUACACCCACCGCUAAUGGCCAACAGAAACACUCCAUGUUGGAUAAACUCAAGCUGUUUAAUAAGGAGAAAUCCUCUCAACAGCAGCAGCAACAACAAACCACCUUAAAUCAAACCAAUAAAAAUCAAAUGCAAUCGAAAAGAACCUCCUCUUCAUCGGGUUUCUCAUCGGCUAGAUCAGAAAGAUCUGAUUCCAGCUUGAGUCUUAAUGAUGGUCAUAUAUCGCAAAUCAAACCACCCACAGUUUCGCUCACAUCGGCCAGUAACAAGCGGGCGGACGCGAAAGGUAAACAGUCCAGCCUGCUAAAGCAACAAACCAAAAAGGAACAAGUGAAAAAUUCCAGUAAAUUAGAAAAAGAAAAAAGUCCCGCCCGAUCUUUGCAUAAAGAAGAGUCAGGUAUGGAGAGUAGAUCGUCCACCUUGAAUAGAAGUAAAAAUUCUUUAUCGCGCACAGGAUUAAGUAAUGACAAAUCAAAGACCUCUAGUAGAACUUCCCUAAACAAUAAAUCGGAAUCGAAGACAUCAUUAAUAAUGCCUCCGUCUAAGGCCUUAAAUAGUCCCAAUGGUACCGCUUUACCCAAACCUAUAGCGGCCAUUAAGGGCACCAGUAAACUGCAAACAGCAGCUGACAAUAAAACACGCCUCAGCAAUUCCAAUUCUUCACAAGACAUUAUGAUGAAAAGAGAAAAGAGUGACAUAUCAAACGCACAACAGCAACAUCAUCAUCACAUAUCGAAUCAUGCAGCAACUGCAACCAACAAUUUACAGCAACAACAACAACAACCACCACCCACACAUAUCGUUAAACCUGUCAACAUGUUGCAGGAAACACAAACCCAUAAACCUCCCUACUAUGCCAAUACAACACAACAGCAGCAACAUUUAAUGCAGCAGCAACAACAACAACUUUCAACACCUAUUCAAGAGCCUACCUACAGCCGUUUGCCUCCUCCUAAAACAGGUUUAGGCACUCCCUCCUCUGUAAGAAAAUUGGAAUAUAAUUCCGGCCCCGGUGUACUGCAGCCUCAACAGCAUUCUCCUCUUAGAACACUAACUGCACCAGCUGCUACACAUUCCCAACCGGUUACGCCCACUACACAACCGCCCUCUUCGCUCAACAAUACAGCAGCUAAUAAAUUCCAUACCAUACCCUCUAAAAUAGUGGGUACUAUCUAUGAAGAAGAUAAACCGGUAAAUGUACAACCCAUGCGUCCUCUUUUAAGAGGUUAUAACUCUCAUGUUACCCUACCCACUCGAGGCUCACGUGGCACACAUCACUAUGUCUCGGAAUUUUCCGAGAAUGACAUCAGUCAAGGCUAUUGUAGUGAUGGUGAUUCUUUAAGAUUUAGCAGCUCACGCAUGGGUGGCCAUCAGUCGCCUUUGCAGGGUUCACCACGUUUUCAUGACAUCGAUAAUGGUUAUCUAUCAGAAGGUAGCAGUGGCAUUGGACUACAACAGAAUGGUCAUGGUAAACAUUUCUUAAGUAUGAUGCGUGCCCGUACUCAACUGCCGACGACCAUUGAAGAAAGAAUACGCAACAGUCGCGGCAGCUUAGAUAGCAUAGGCACAGCGGCCGCCUCUUCGGCAGCUUCUCAGGCCAGUUCCAGCGGAGGCUCUAAUCCCAAAAUGGACAUGGCCAAUGGUUUAAAUGGUUCGGGCAAUAACAGCGCCAGCAAUAGUCCCCAACAUCAUCACAGCAGUCCCAGUCAUCAUCGCUCUUCAUCACGUAAUGGCCGUGAUAAUUGGUCCAAAAUGCCAGAACCUCUUAAUGGUCAGAAAUCGGAGCACAAGGAAAAGUCUUCACCCUCACGCCGCAGCUUAAGUGGUUCAAAUUCCAAACAAGGUUCACCCUCCUCCAGUCGUACCAAGGGGGUGCCACCAAGUUUUGGUUAUGUUAAACGUUCGAAUGGUUGUAAUACCGCCACUGCGGAACAACAAAACAUUGCCAUGAUGAUGAACUCUAACAGUGGUGGUAGUAGUCCACAGAAUGGUCGUACCGCUCAUGUAUCAGCAGUGCCAAGGACUUCGGCGGGUGGACGUAAGGUUCAGGGUGGUACACAGACCUUGCCGCAUGAAGUGACAAAAAUGCCUCCCAAUCCACAACACCGCAGUUAUUCUUUGACGGGACCAGGAGCUACUCAACUGAGCCAGUGCAUAAGAGAACGUUUAGCGGGCUCGCAUAGUCUACCCAAACCGGGUUCAGAUAUGCACAUGUUUCAACAUAGACUGUCCAAUCGUCCUGGCAAAAUGCUGGACGGCUCUCUAUCCGACACCCAAACUUAUGCUGAGGUCAAACCUGAAUACAGCAGUUAUGCCAUGUGGUUAAAGCACAGCAAUACCGCCGGCAGUCGUCUAUCCGAGGGUGAUUCUAUGGAGAAUAUGCAAAUGGGAGGUUCACCCUCUAUGUCAAGGCACAAUCAUAAAAUGAUGCAACAUCGUGCUGCAGCAGCCGCUGCAGUAGCUGCUGCUAAUGCUGCAGCCGCUAAUACGAAUGCUAUGGCAGGGACGGAGUCUCCCUAUGUGCAGAGUCCUCGCUUGAAUCGCAGCAAUAGCAUAAGCUACUUGAAAGAAAGGACAUUUCCAAGAUCUACAAAAUCUGAAAAAAUGUAUCCUUCUAUGUUGUCCAGGGGACCAGAGGUGGAAAUUGAACCCUACUAUUGUCUACCAGUGGGUGCUCAACAUAAUGGUGUUUUAUCUGCUCAAAUGGCUGCGGCAGCCGCCAAUGCCCAGGCCAAUAAUCACAAUCAACAAACUAACUCCAUUGCCUGGAGUCAACCCACCUCUCCCACACCCAUUACUCGGGGUUUUAGUGGUCCUAUGUCUCCUACUCAUGCUAAUACCAUGCCGGGCAUGCAGGGUGUUUCCCAAGGCAAUACAGCCUCGCAUCGUUUAACCUAUCCUAAGAAAAAUGAUGAGGUUCAUGGCAGUACUGCCUCCUUAUUAUCGGGCGGCAGUUCUUUGUAUGGCACUUCGGAAGAAAGACAAGCUCAAGAAAUUCGUCGUCUUAAAAGGGAAUUAAUGGAAGCAAGAGAACAGGUGUUAAGUCUAAGCGGUCAACUGUCAACAAAUGCUCAUGUAGUGGCUGCUUUUGAGCAAUCUUUAUCCAAUAUGACUUCGCGUCUACAGCACUUGACAGCCACUGCAGAACGUAAGGAUGGUGAGUUGACGGAUAUGCGCCAGACAAUAGAGCUUUUACGUAAACAGUCCAUACAAGCUGGUUUAACUACGGCUCAUAUGCAAAGUAUGGGUGUGCAGACACAAAGUCAAACACAAAAUGAUUUACUAAGCAAUAAACCACCACCACUGCCACCCUCUAUGCCGGGCCAACAUAUGUCCCGAGCCGCCCAACAUUUACAGCAGCAGCAAACGGGCUCAAAUGGUCAAACGGGAGCCAUGCAACGUCAUCACAGUUCGGAUUCUAUGUGUUCAGUUAAUUCCAUUGGUUCCAGUUGCUCGACUCAGGAUAAGAAACAGAAAAAGAAGGGCUGGCUGAGGAGCUCUUUUACCAAGGCUUUUUCGCGUAAUGCCAAAAUAUCGAAAACUAGUCGUCAUGUGGGUCAUAAUCACUCGGGUUCUCAAGCCAGUGAUAUAGGCAGUCAUGCCUCUGGUUUAAAUCGGCCCAAUGGUCAUGGUGAUCCUCCCGGUUUAUCGGCUCUGGCCACACAACCGGCUCCUACUAUGCCGGCCUCACCCACCAAAUCUAGCCCUGCUAAAACCGUCACCCUAAUAGAUAAUGCCAAACCCAUAGAUGCCAUAGAUCAUGAUGAAAAUACUCAUGUCGUGGAGGAGUUAAAGAAACAAUUAAGAGAAAAGGAUUUAGUUUUAACCGAUAUAAGAUUAGAGGCUUUAAGUUCAGCCUCACAAUUGGAGAGUCUCAAGGAGACCGUCAAUAAAAUGCGUGCCGAAAUGAUGUCUUUGAAACAGAACAAUGAGAGGCUACAGAAAAUGGUUACCAGUAGGUCUUUGGCUGGCUCGGAGGCCUCUUUGGGCAAUGCCAUAAGUCCUAAUGGCUCGAUAGGUGAAUCACGUAGAUACUCCUUGGCCGAUGGUAACUCCCGGCCGCCCAUGGAACUGCCCAAAAGAUUAGAAGAAGAAGUAGAGGAGGAGAAUAUACCGCCCGCACCAGCACCCGAACCUCCACCACCUCCAAUCUCACCCACCACCCACAUAGAUUUAACACCACCUCCUCCCGCUUUAGAAGCCAUGACCAGUCCGGCUCAUAUACCAUCCACCGCCGAGGAUAUGCAGGAUGUUAGUGAUGGCAAGAAAAUAGCCAUAGCCUGCUAUCUAGGACAACCCGAGUCAUUCGCCAAAUACUGCGAGGAAAUGUUGGAGGUAGAUGAUUUCUAUGCCAAUAGCUCUAUGCUUGUUAGCAGUCUAGAUGAGAAUGGUGAACGUAAAGCAUUCCCUACGGCCAGUCCCAAUGAAUUUGUCAUAGCCUAUACUUAUAUAUCGGGCAAGACUUCGUGGCAAAAUUUGGAUUAUAUAGUGCGUAAAACCUUUAAGGAUUAUGUAUCACGCAUAGAUCCCGGCACCAAUUUGGGUUUGAAUACCGACUCUAUAACCUCUUACCACUUAGGUGAAGCUAAACGUGGACCCGAAAUGGGUUUCCCUGAACUAUUACCCUGUGGUUAUAUAGUGGGCAAUGUGCGUACUUUGUAUAUAUGUUUACAAGGAGUGGGCAGUUUGGCUUUCGAUAGCCUGAUACCCAGAAGUAUAGUGCAUCGUUAUAUUAGCUUGCUAACCGAACAUCGUAGACUGAUACUGUGUGGUCCCAGUGGUACGGGUAAAUCAUAUUUAGCCAGACGUUUGGCUGAGUUUUUAGUGGCCAGAUCGGGUAGAGGCAAUCCCUCGGAAGCUAUAGCUACAUUUAAUGUGGAUCAUAAAUCCUCUAAGGAGUUAAGACAAUAUUUGGGCCAUAUUGCUGAACAGGCUGCCAUAGCUAAUGGCGCUUCAGAAUUGCCUUCUGUGAUUAUAUUGGAUAAUUUACAUCAUGCCUCGGCUUUGGGUGAUGUUUUCUCUUGUCUGUUGAGUGCGGGACCAGCAGCUAAGCUGCCCUGUAUUAUAGGCACUAUGUCGCAGGCCACCUGCAAUACCACCAAUUUGCAAUUGCAUCAUAAUUUUAGAUGGGUUUUGACUGCCAACCACAUGGAACCGGUUAAAGGUUUUUUGGGACGUUUCCUAAGACGCCGUUUAUUUCAAUUGGAACUGCAGACCCAACAUUCUCAACCCGAAUUGGCUUCGGUUUUGGCUUGGUUGCCCACUGUAUGGCAGCAUAUUAAUCGUUUUUUGGAGGCCCACAGCUCUAGUGAUGUUACCAUUGGGCCACGCCUUUUCUUGGCCUGUCCUUUAGAUUUGAAAGAGUCUCAAGUUUGGUUUACCGAUAUUUGGAAUUAUCAUUUAUCACCCUAUCUAAUCGAGGCCGUACGUGAAGGUGUGCAAUUAUAUGGCAGACGUGGUGGAGCUUGGAAUGAUCCUUCCGCAUUUAUAAGAAAUUCCUAUCCUUGGCCUUAUGGACCCGAUUCAGUGCCGCCUCUAAGGCAAAUAAAUGCCGAAGAUGUGGGUUUGGAGGGUGUGGCCGUUAGUAAUGGCGAUAAUCAAGAUCCUUUGCUAAACAUGUUAAUGCGUUUACAAGAGGCUGCCAACUAUUCGGAAAAUCAAGAUCAAGAAUCAGACUGUGCCAGUUUAGAUUCAAACAUAACACCCGAUUCCUCAGCAGGGGCUGAAUGAGAUUUACUAAGGGAGGGCACUACUAAACACUGGUUAUAAGGGCAAACGAGAAAGAUAUUUUAAAAGAAAUUAAGAAAACAAACUUUAUACAGCUUUUCCCCCAAAGUUUAUAUAACAAACAAUCUAUAUAUAUAUAUUUAAUUAUAUAAUCAAUAUUAACAACUAAUCCUUUAUUUAUAUAAACUUUACACCACAAAACAUCUUUAUACAAACUAUGUAAAUGUAUUAAAUACCAAAAUUUUUUGUAUAUUUUAUAUGAGAAAAUCUUAAAAAAAAAGAUUAACAAAUACCAAGACUUUUGUUUAGGGACUAAAGUUAAAAAAUGACAGCUUGUUUAAACUUAAAAAUGCCAAAAAUUGUGUGUUUACACUUAAAGAAAUUUGUUUUUGUUUUAACUUUAUUUAUUAUUUUUCCUUUUUAUUUAUUAUUUUUCCCUAACUUGCACUACUUUCUUUAGAAUUUUUUUGUUUUUUGUCUUGGCACAAAAAUUUUUGAAAGCAGUUGCUUAAGUAACACUUUUGUAAUACACUGUAUACACUGUAAAAAACUAGCAUUAUGAGUUCAAAUUGGUUAUGUGUUAAAAUUGCACUUUUAAGCGGCACUUGUUAAAAAUGCAAAUUUUUUUUAUAACUACACUGAGAGAAGAGAAGACAUGAAAAUUAUAUUGCACUUAUAUUAACCUUAUAUUUUUUUGGGUUAAACUAAAACAAAUUUCUUUAAAGUUUUUAGUAAAAUUUUAGGGGUAAUAGGUAGAGGGUAUGAGGAGAGUUAAUUUAUUACAUUAGGCCCCAAGUUAGGCUUAAAAGUAAGAUCUAAAAAGCUUUAAAAGUGGUCAAAGUCAUAUGUUUGCUUAAAGACGGCAUAGAAUCCCUUUUCUGCUGUAAUGCUUAGACGUUCCCUUAAAGACUAAAUUUUUUCUAUAAACAUAGAUCUUGUUCGCAUAAAUGCUAUAUGAAUGCUUAAUUGUCUAAAAGUAUAUGGAAUAGACAUUUCAACACUAAGUUCCCUUUCGCAUAAAUGCUUAGACGUUCAUAAAUGGAUGCUUAAAUGAUUUAAAGUAAAGGGAAGAGACAUGGCUAAAA